Sugiyamaella lignohabitans is the source of this 396-nucleotide messenger RNA. It is a transcript of the gene HTZ1, whose product is annotated as histone H2AZ. Gene Ontology annotation, molecular function: DNA binding; structural constituent of chromatin; protein heterodimerization activity. NCBI's taxonomy places the organism in Eukaryota, Fungi, Ascomycota, Dipodascomycetes, Dipodascales, Trichomonascaceae. The coding region runs from base 1 to 396 and encodes 131 amino acids. The record is from RefSeq and is a predicted model, not a curated record. Gene Ontology annotation, cellular component: nucleosome. The transcript has a single exon.
AUGUCUGGCAAAGGUGGAAAAGGUAAAGGAAAGGGAGGAAAAGACAGUGGAAUCCGCUCUCAGUCACACUCAGCUCGUGCUGGUCUUCAGUUUCCCGUCGGUCGUGUAAAGAGAUUUUUAAAGAAGAGCGUUCAAAACAAAGUCAGAGUUGGUGCCAAAGCAGCCAUUUACAUCGCCGCCGUACUCGAAUACUUAACAGCAGAAGUUUUAGAGCUUGCUGGAAAUGCUGCUAAGGAUUUGAAAGUCAAGAGAAUUACACCCCGUCACUUACAACUUGCUAUCAGAGGUGAUGAAGAGUUGGAUACGCUUAUCAAAGCCACUAUCGCGUAUGGAGGCGUUUUACCACACAUCAACAAGGCUCUGCUACUGAAGGUGGAGCAAAAGAAGAGAAAAUAA